ACCAUAAUAGAAUUGUUUAAUUCACAUUUUUUUCCCCUUCACUUUGCUUUCUCCUACACGUUCACAAACCCUAGCACUAGUUUAGCCGAUCGCCGUGCAGUUUCCCGGUUCACCUCGCCGGAGCAGUGCAGCCGUUUGCCAGUGUUCUACUCUAAAUCAUCUAUGGACUCCCAUGAAAAUGGGCGCAGUCAGCUCACGCCUAGUCGUACUGGUGGUGAGAACGAAAUAGCCGGUGUGGAUAAUGGAGAAGAAGAAGAACAUAAUUUGAGGAGGAGAAGAUCAAGCUCUAAGCACAGCUCCCGUGAUUAUGAAAAUGAAAGGGAGUCGUCAAGAAGCAGGGACAGGGAGAGGGACAAAGGACGUGAUAAGGAUAGAGAUAGGAGCAGAGACAAGGAAAGGGAUCGUGAUCGCGAAAAAGAUCGUGAUCGUCGCCACAGAGAUCGAAGUGAGAGGCGUAGGACUAGAGAUAGAGAUGAUGCUGCUACCAUUUCUGAUGAUGGUCCUGAGGGCCGGGAAUACUGGCAGAAAGAUUAUGAUAGAGAUAGAGAUAGAGAUAGAGAUAGAGAUGAGAGGCAUAGACAUAGGUCAAAAUCUUAUGAGAGAGAGCGAGAGGAAGGUCAUAGACACAGGUCCAAAUCGUAUGACAAGGAUGGAGAGGAAAGAGAUAGACACAGGUCAAAAUCCUAUGACAAAGAUAGAGAGGAGAGGCGUGGACACAGAUCUCACUCGAGGGGAAAAUCUGGUCAUAGAUCAAGAUCACGUUCUCGCUCUCGCUCUCGUUCACGCUCCAAAAGCAAAAGGAUCAGCGGGUUUGACAUGGCACCUCCUACUUCUGCUCUGUUACCCGGUGCUCCUGCUGUUACAGAUGCUCCUGCAGGUCAACUUCCUGCCACUGCCCCAGCUAUUCCAGGAAUCUUUCCUAACAUGUUCCCUUUGGCAUCUGCACAGCUUGGAGCUAUUCCUGUUAUGCCAGUCCAGGCAAUGACUCAGCAGGCAACUAGACAUGCAAGGCGAGUUUAUGUGGGUGGACUUCCUCCGAGUGCAAAUGAACAGUCAGUGGCGACCUACUUUAAUCAUGUUAUGUCGGCAAUUGGUGGAAACACUGCUGGUCCAGGAGAUGCUGUUGUUAAUGUUUAUAUAAACCAUGAGAAAAAGUUUGCUUUCGUUGAGAUGAGAUCCGUGGAGGAGGCCAGCAAUGCCAUGGCCUUAGAUGGCAUUAUCUUUGAGGGAACUCAAGUAAAAGUUAGAAGACCAACUGAUUAUAACCCCUCCCUGGCUGCAACACUUGGUCCGAGCCAACCGAAUCCAAACCUUAACCUUGCUGCAGUGGGAUUAUCACCAGGAUCCACUGGUGGGCUUGAAGGUCCUGACCGUAUUUUUGUGGGAGGCCUGCCAUACUAUUUCACUGAAGCUCAGAUUAGGGAGUUGCUUGAGUCCUUUGGCCCUCUUCGGGGGUUUAAUCUGGUCAAAGAUAAAGAAACUGGAAACUCGAAAGGCUAUGCCUUUUGUGUUUACUCUGACGUGUCGGUUACAGAUAUUGCAUGUGCAGCUCUUAAUGGGAUUAAGAUGGGUGAUAAAACUCUUACUGUCAGACGUGCAAGUCAAGGUACUUUACAGCCUAAGCCAGAGCAGGAGAGUAUAUUAAUGCAUGCUCAGCAACAAAUAGCACUGCAGAGACUCAUGCUACAACCUGGUGGACCUCCUACUAAAGUCUUAUGCCUAACAAAUGUGGUUAGCGCGGAUGAGCUCAAAGAUGAUGAAGACUAUGAAGAUAUAGUGGAAGAUAUGAGAACUGAAUGCGGGAAAUUUGGUAAUUUAGUGAAUUUAGUCAUCCCACGCCCAAGGCCUGAUGGUGAACCGACACCAGGGGUUGGAAAGGUCUUUUUGGAGUACACGGAUGUGGAGGGUUCCUCGAGAGCUCAACAAGGAUUGAAUGGCAGAAAAUUCGGUGGAAACCCAGUUGUUGCUGUCUUUUAUUCGGAGAACAAGUUCUCUGAGGGGGAUUACGAGGGCUAGGUAUCUGCUCUGGACUGUCUUGAGCGCAGACAGCCAAAACGAUGUAGUAAAUAGCUAUCGUCCUCCCUUGGAAUUCUUUAGACUUGGAAUUCUUUAGUUGUACUCUAGUUUCCUUUCUUUAACGGAAAUGUUUGUUUGGUCUGAAGAUUCCAUGUGACCAACUAUAAGCCCAGCUGCUGCUUUUAUUCCCAGCUACUGUAGAGCUAGUAGGACUGUAUGCCUAGUCAAGAGGCGCGCUUGGCGUAUGCGUGGCGUGAUUUUGUAGUAUGUGUAUUAUUACUUUAACAUAAAUUUAACCAUCUUAGUUUUCUUUGGACUAAUAAAUCAUUGGAUUCAUCGCAUGUGUA
Nicotiana attenuata is the source of this 2363-nucleotide messenger RNA. RefSeq names its product splicing factor U2af large subunit B-like. Gene Ontology annotation, molecular function: pre-mRNA 3'-splice site binding; poly-pyrimidine tract binding. Gene Ontology annotation, cellular component: nuclear speck; U2AF complex; nucleus. The transcript has 14 exons. The coding region runs from base 163 to 2016 and encodes 617 amino acids. Gene Ontology annotation, biological process: mRNA processing. NCBI's taxonomy places the organism in Eukaryota, Viridiplantae, Streptophyta, Magnoliopsida, Solanales, Solanaceae. The record is from RefSeq and is a predicted model, not a curated record.